UUGAACAUUGGUCGGUGGAGCUCGGCGGGUGUUUACGAGUCUUGCACAGAGCUACUUGAGAUGGGAAAUGCCAACAGUCUGAAGCACCACCUUGAAAAUGCACAAAAGACAGGGGUUUGUGCUCUACCCAAGCGUGGCCUCUCUGAGGUGCCGCCCGAGCUUUUGAAGGUAGCAGCCAACCUGAGAACGCUCGACCUGUCGGAGAACAAACUAACGGCUCUUCCUAGAGCCAUGGAGGCUUUUCCUCAGCUGAAGCACCUAAACUGCUGUCAAAACAGAUUGGGCCAGCUGCCUGAGAGUCUCGGAGACCUGGCGAAGCUAGAGACGCUGCUACUAUCCGGCAACAAGAUCACUGCGCUCCCGGCGUCGGUCAGCAGUCUGAAGCACCUGAAGACCGUCAACAUGAGACUCUACCCCUGGAACUUCUCGUCGUUUAAGUAUGUAUGCGUCUCCUACCGCGCCUAA
Molecule: messenger RNA, 465 nt
Organism: Pollicipes pollicipes
Lineage: Eukaryota; Metazoa; Arthropoda; Thecostraca; Pollicipedomorpha; Pollicipedidae
Product: leucine-rich repeat-containing protein 57
Exons: 5
Coding region: 61-465 (134 amino acids)
Cellular component (GO): cytoplasm
Molecular function (GO): protein binding
Source: RefSeq, a predicted model, not a curated record